CGGGCCCAACGGGGGGGCCCCGGCCCUCGUUUCCUGGGCCCGGGGGUCCCCGCGAUCACCGGGGGGGGUCCCCGGGCCUAACCGGGGGUCCCCGGUCCCCGUUCCCGUCGGGAUCGGGGUCUCCGUUCCCCAGGGGGGGUGGUCCCACUCCCCAUUUGGGGGUCCCCAUCCCCAUUCCCGGUGCCCCCCCCUCUUCCACCCCUUCCUCCGGUAACCGCCGCUCUCUCCUCUCUCCGCAGGCACCUCCGGGGCUCUCGCGGCUUCACGGCGACGCCGCCGGGACCCGGCCGCAGCCGUUCGGCACCCCCACAACAACCCCCGCCCCCCCCCCCCCCCACACCCGAUGCCCUCCCCGGCCCCGGGGGCUUCCGAGCUUUUCCCGGGGCCGUCCCGCGGCGCCAUGUGAAGGAGGGGGGGCCCGGCCGGUUCCGCCUCGCCCCCUUCCCCCCAAUCCCGGUGGCUCCAGCCAUGAUGUUCCGGGACCAGGUGGGGAUCGUGGCCGGCUGGUUCAAGGCUUGGAACGAGUGCGAGCAGACCGUGGCGCUGCUCUCGCUCCUCAAGCGCGUCACCCGCACCCAGGCGCGCUUCCUGCAGCUCUGCCUCGAGCACUCGCUGGCCGACUGCGCCGACAUCCACCUCCUGGAGGCCGAGGCCAACAGCGCCGCCGCCAUCAGCCAGUGGCCCCAGGAGCCGGCGGAGGCGGCGGUGGCCCUGCUGCUGGCCCACCUCCCCCUCCUGCAGCCGGGCAACGCCGCCGCCAAGGCCGAGUACAUGAAGAGGCUGCAGAAGGUGCUGGCCUACGCCAUCGAGAGCAACCGCUGCGUGGAGGAGAGCCGCCAGCUGCUCUCCUACGCCCUCAUCCACCCGGCCACCACCCUGGACGACCGCAGCGCCCUGGCCCUGUGGCUGGGCCACCUGGAGGAGCGUUUGGCCGGCGCCCCCCCUCCUCCGCCCCCCCCCCCGCCGCCACCCCCACCCCCGCCGCCCCCCCGGCGUGCCCCCCACGACUGGCCCGAGCACGGGCCCCCCGAAAUCGGGCCCCCGUGGCCUGAGGCGGCCCCCCGGGAGAACGGGCACCCCCCCCCGUUCCACCCCCCCCCCGCCGCCGGCAGUGGCGGGAAUGGGCUGGGGGGCGCGGCGCUGCCCUGCCAGCUGCACCCCAGCCCUCUGAAGCGCUCCCUGUCGCUGGUGCCCGGCAGUCCCCAGGGAGGGGGUGGCGAGUGGCCUGGGGGGGGGGGCGGCGAGGAGCCGGGGGGGCCCCCCCCUCCUCCUCGCCCCCCCUUCGGCGAGCACGCCCCCCUGUCGCCGCAGAGCAGCGUGGCCUCGUCGGGCAGCGAGCAGACCGAGGAGCCCCCCGGCGGCCGCAACACCUUCCAGGAGGACGGCAGCGGCAUGAAAGAUGUCCCCUCGUGGCUGAAGAGCCUGCGGCUGCACAAGUACGCGGCGCUCUUCUCGCAGAUGACCUACGAGGAGAUGAUGACGCUGACCGAGCACCACCUUGAGUCGCAGAACGUCACCAAGGGCGCGCGGCACAAGAUCGCCCUCAGCAUCCAGAAGCUGCGGGAGCGCCAGAGCGUCCUCAAGGCGCUGGAGAAGGACAUCCUGGAGGGGGGCAACCUGUGGACGGCGCUGCAGGAGCUGCAGCAGAUCAUGGUGACGCCCAUCAAGGCUUUCCGGCCCCCCCCAGCCCCCCCUGCCAACACCGGCGCCCCCCCCGACGCUGCCGCCGCCCCCCCGGGGGCCGCCGACGCCUUCGCCCCCCACCCGGCCGCUGACCCCGAGGCCCCCGCGGCCCCGGUUCCUGAUGGGGACAUCCCGGGGCAAUUCACCCGGGUGAUGGGCAAAGUGUGCACCCAGCUGCUGGUGUCGCGGCCGGACGAGGAGAACAUCACCAGUUACCUCCAGCUCCUCGAGAAGUGCCUGAGCCACGAGGCGUUCACGGAGACGCAGAAGAAGAGGCUCCUCUCCUGGAAGCAGCAGGUCCUGAAGCUGCUCCGCGCCUUCCCCAAGAAGGUGCCGCUCGAGGGCCCAGGCUACCGCCCCCCCAAAGGCUGGGCCUUCGGCUCCAACUCGCUCCCCAUAGCUGGCUCUGUGGGGGGGGGGGCGGGGGGGCGGCGGGGGCAGCGCCCCUUUGCGUUGCCCCCCCGCGCGCUGCCCCCCACCCGCCUGGGGCUGCUGGGCCCUGCGGGGGGGGGCCCGGCCCCGCGACCCCCCCUCGGCGGCCCCCCCCCUCCCCUCGGCACCCAGGGCCGCCAGAGCCUGUGGUUCGGCAGCGGGGGGGCCGCGGGGCGCAGCGCGGUGCAGCGCACCCACUCGCUGCCCGUCCACCCCUCGCCCCAGGCCCUGCUCGCCUUCCCUCAGGAGUGCCCCCUCCCCGGCACCGACCUGGAGAUCAACCCCACCCUGGAGUCGCUGUGCCUGAGCAUGACGGAGCACGCGCUGGGGGACGGCACAGACAAGACCUCGACCAUCUGACGCCGCCCCCCCCUCCGCGGGGGCUCCGCGCCCCUCUUUGCCCCCCCCCGCUGUGACCAUGCCCCCCCCAACCCCCCCUGCCCCUCCUCCACCUUUCCCCGAGCAUCUUUAUGAGUGUGUGGGGGGGAAAUCAGGGGCGCCCCCCCCCCGCCCAAAAAAUAAAGCAACCGAGGGGCUCCCGGGGGGGGGGGUGGGGCGAUGACUUUGCCGGGGGGGGGCUGCGUGUGAACACUACAGGGGCUGCGUGACUGGGGGGGGGCUCUCCCGGCUGGGUUUCCUUUAAUUUUUUUUUAAUAAUUCCCUGUUUUUUGUUUUUUUUCCUUUAUUAUUAUUAUUAUUCUAAUAUUAAUAUUAUUUGCCCCUGGCAAAACCAAACCACAAAGCUGGGAGGGGGGGGGG
Anas platyrhynchos (mallard) is the source of this 2874-nucleotide messenger RNA. The record is from RefSeq and is a predicted model, not a curated record. Lineage: Eukaryota; Metazoa; Chordata; Aves; Anseriformes; Anatidae.